Meloidogyne enterolobii is the source of this 323-nucleotide messenger RNA. The record is from the annotation of a GenBank genome assembly. NCBI's taxonomy places the organism in Eukaryota, Metazoa, Nematoda, Chromadorea, Rhabditida, Meloidogynidae.
UGUUAAUGGAUGUUAAUUUACAUUCUAACGAGUUAGAAGCUCGCUUCCGUUUGAGGCUCUUCACUUUUUUGAGAAGUCAGGAAGAUUUAAAACAGUUAAUUUCUAAUGAUCCUACCAAAUCAACUCAAUCCUCAACAAUUAAUUAUUCCCAACUUCGAUUAGAAUUGGGACGCUUUUUGGCUGCUUAUUAUUUAAAUUUUUCAUUCCCUCUUUUAUUCAAAAAUAUCAAAAAAUUGGAUAUUUCUCAUAAAGGUUUAAGCUUUUUUUGUUUUUGGUUGAUUGAGGGUUUUAUAGGAUUCUUAUCUUUACUGUUAGUAAAUUGA